AUGUCAUUAAAGACCGAAAGCAUAAUGAAGGCAUCACCAGUUAAUAUUCAAACUCUUAUAAAUCUAAUUCCUAUAUUCGACACAAACAAUCACGAUGAAAUUUACGGUUACAUUAGGUCCUGUGAUACUGUGUUUAAACUGUCAUCUCCGUUUGAACGGGAGACUUUGUUAACUUGUGCUCUAAAUAAUAUUAAAGGCAUCGCGGCCUCAGAAGUUCGGUGUAAAACUUACGAGACGUGGGAUGAAUUAAAGAGAUUUCUUAUUGAGAGAUUCGCGAAUACCAAGACAAUUCAACAUUUGAAUUUAGAACUUCAAUCGAUUUUCCAGAGACAUGAUGAGUCCUUAACCCAAUUCUAUCAUAGAGUAGAUCUUUGUCGUUGCAAAAUCUUAGAAAAACUACACUCAGAAAUUUGCGAUUCAACAUUAGACGGACGUGUAGCAACCACCGAGGAAACCGCCUUAAGCAUAUUCCUCAACGGUCUCUCUACAGACAUGGGUAUAAUGCUCAGAACAAAAGGUUUCGAUACCUUGAGAGAAGCAGGUCGUUUUGCAAUGCAAGAAGAUCAAAUUAGGGCUAUGAACAAAGCUAGGCAAUCUUUAUUUAGACCAGUUGCAACUCCUAGGCCAGCAAUUAGGAGUAAUGCAUAUCAAAAUAAUUACCAAUCUAUUCGAAACCCAAAUAUUCCAUUCAGGCCUCCUAAUCCUAGAUUUUCUCCAAAGACAUGUGCUUAUUGUAAAAAUAUUGGGCAUUCAAUAAACGAAUGUCGCAAGAGAGCAUACAACGAGCAAAAUAAACAACGCGCUCUCCCUGCACCAAUCCGCCAUUUAAACUUAGAAGCGACCAACGAAAUGAGCGACCCGUUGGAAAUCGCUACCAGCUCUUACUCGAUGAACCCAGCUCUUUAG
Messenger RNA from Pieris macdunnoughi, 906 nucleotides. The record is from the annotation of a GenBank genome assembly. NCBI's taxonomy places the organism in Eukaryota, Metazoa, Arthropoda, Insecta, Lepidoptera, Pieridae.